This is a messenger RNA of Penicillium manginii, 960 nucleotides long. RefSeq lists its product as uncharacterized. Bases 1 to 960 code for a protein of 319 amino acids. NCBI's taxonomy places the organism in Eukaryota, Fungi, Ascomycota, Eurotiomycetes, Eurotiales, Aspergillaceae. The record is from RefSeq and is a predicted model, not a curated record. The transcript has a single exon.
AUGACUAUCGUCCCUCACGUACCAUCGUAUCCGGAGAGUCCUCGGCAAAUUUUAUUCCAAAUUUCUAGUCUCUGGAAACUACGCUCUACCAAUGAGUACCCGCGGACGGCCCCCCGGCAGCGCCCCCCGCCAACCACCCCACCAGACCCCUCACUCGCUACUCGCCCAGUCCCAAGCCAUCGCGAGUUUAGGCCACUUUCUUUUGGGCAAGGAGCAUCAAAUAUUCUAUUCAGACCAGUGCUUGAACUAGAUGAUCUCCCAGAAGCCGAUCCUGCAUUAUCCAGAAGAUUAGCCUAUCAAAGAUCACUUGAUGAAGUGCGCAAAUUACUGGCGGUUGUCUGCGACCAAGAGCUCGAUACAAAUCCAGACGACGUCUCAUGUCAUAUUCCUACAUGGGGUUAUUGGGUGUUUAUUACAGAAUAUUCCCCUUUAGCUCUUGAAAAAAUACCCCAGGCAAUGGAAAACCUAGUGAAAGUCACUGAACGCAACCUAGGUCUUAGCCUACCAGCCUAUAUAAGCGAAGCAGCUCACCGCUUUAAGCUUAAUGUGAUCCAAGAUAAAGAAGCCCUGGAAGGUGCUUCAGAUGAUCGUAUUCGGGAGGAGUUCAAGUCAUUACUUCGUGGGCUUAAUCUUAUGGAUGAAAAGGACUGUCCUCGUCCUAUGAUAGGAUCAACUAUGGCUUGUCUUGUCCUUGAUGAGAAGGCCAUUACCAUGUUGGCAGGUCUUCAAUUUGGUGAAGAGGAUACUAUGAAAGACUAUCGUGCCUUUAAAGGGAAAAGCAUCAAAAUUAUAGAUGUCUGUUGGGUUCGUGAGCCAACUGAAUGGCCAGACGACCCAAAUGCUCGCCCAUACCGGGGCGUAGACGAGUGCCCUAUAGUCUAUUUACGAUCUUUGUACUUUAGGCUCAACAACGGAAGUUUUUUGGACGAACUCUUCCCCUUGCAGAAUGUGUGUUAUUAA